AUGAUUAAUUAAAAGUUGAUCAACAAUACAUAUAACAUCAAAAAGAGAAUAUCCUCUGGUUCUUUUGGAGUUGUUUAUUUAGGACAAGACAUAAACACUCGAAAUUUUGUGGCGAUAAAAGUAGAUAAGGAAAAAAAAGAGGAGUCUAGUCUUCAAAGAGAAGUAGGAAUCUAAAUUUGCAUUUAUGUUAGGCUGAGAUUUUGAAGAGACUUUAGCAUUUGAAACACAUUCCAAAAUUAUAUUGGUCAGGAAAAGAAGGCGAUUCAACCUAUCUGGUAUUAUAAUAUCUAGGAAGAGACUUGACGCAUUACAUAAGAAAUUACCGAAAAUUUUCUUUAAAAUGUGUUCUUAAUAUAGCAGAACAAAUGAUUAUAAUCUUAGAAAGUUUACAUAAACAGUAUUAGUUUGUGUUUAAUUUUUAGCAAUGUGAUUCAUAGAGAUAUAAAACCAGAAAAUAUCUUGGUUGGAAAGGAGGAUGACGAAAAUCAACUCUUCAUUGUAGAUUUUGGAAUUAGUAAGUUCUAUAAAGAGUAAAACGAGUCACAUAUGUAAGAUAUCUUUUACUAAUAGUUAGAUCUUUUAAAGAAAAGUAACCUUUUAUCGGAACUACUCGAUAUGCAAGUAGCAAUGCUCACAAAAGAAUAUCGCUGAGUCGAAGAGAUGACAUGGAAUCCUUAUGUUACAUGCUGAUCUAUCUAAUAAAAGGUAUUGAUUGAUGAAAAAGAUUUAAAGGUUAAUUGCCAUGGCAGAAUGUUCAAUUUACAUCAGAAGAAGAUAAAAUAAAUUAGGUUGGCCAAAUGAAAAUGAGAAUAGAUUCAAAUGAAUUGUGCUAGGGAUUACCCAUAGAAUUUGCUAUUUAUUUAGAUUAUGUGAAAGGAUUACAUUUCAAGUUAGAGCCUAACUAUAAAUAUUGUCUAUCGUUGUUCAGAAAGGUUUCAAAAGAACACAAUUUUUCAUCGAGAGAUCUUAUUUUUGAUUGGGUAAUUUCUUAGAAAUCUGAGAGAGAUGGGUAAUCAUCUGAAAGGGAUGGGCAAAUAGCUGAGAGCAAUCCUUUUAAUAGCAAACCUUCCUUGUAAUUAUUAAAAAUAAAAUACUUAGAUUUAAAAAAUCAAAAGAUGAACCUUUAGGUUCAUAAUUAAAUUAAUCAAUUGAAUAAGAAAAUAACUAAUUACGAAAAAUGCCAGAUAAAAAGAGAUGUACUCUGACACCAGAGAUCAAUAGAAAAAAAAAUAGACUAUUGUCUAUUAACAGUAACAAUGAUACUGUUUCAGAUAAUGACUUCAAUAAUAGUAUUAUGAUUGGAAUACAACCAAGUAUACUAAGUAGACUGAGCAAGAUCUCUUUUAAUUCAAACUCAAAAUUCUAAAAUAGUAUAACAAAUAAUUCAGUAACACCAAAUGUUAAUCAGUUUAAUCAUCUCCUUUCAAUUUCUCCGGAUUCUGAUCUAGAGAAUAUUCUUAAUGAAUAUCAACGAAAAUCUCAAACAAUUCAGCCAUAUAAUCAAAUUCUAAACGAAGAUGAUACGACUAUUGAAUUCCAGACGAUGAAUGAAGGAGAUGAAGGAAUAGAGCGGAAAUAUAUAGAGCUUAAACUUCGUUUUAUAAGAGCGUAUGUAAAUUUCAUAUAUUAUAUAGUCGUUUUAAACCUAGACUAAACAGUAGCCUAAAAUGA
Paramecium octaurelia is the source of this 1671-nucleotide messenger RNA. NCBI's taxonomy places the organism in Eukaryota, Ciliophora, Oligohymenophorea, Peniculida, Parameciidae. The record is from the annotation of a GenBank genome assembly.